This is a messenger RNA of Osmia lignaria (orchard mason bee), 4636 nucleotides long. It is a transcript of the gene Skeletor, whose product is annotated as DM13 and DOMON_DOH domain-containing protein skeletor. The record is from RefSeq and is a predicted model, not a curated record. Lineage: Eukaryota; Metazoa; Arthropoda; Insecta; Hymenoptera; Megachilidae.
AAAAAACAAGACUCGAUGACGGAUUUGAGGGAACAAGCAGAGCAGAAGGGAGAGGCGAGGAGAAAGAGAGACGCCGAGGUGAAGCAAGGCGAGCCAGUGAUCGUAGUGGGAUCGACAAAGCUACCUGGAUCCACGACGGCCACUUUCGACGGCAGUAACCACGAAGACGCCAUGACCGCACCAUCACCCACAUCGUCCUCGACGCGGCUAUCCACCGCUCUUCUAGUUGCUGCGGUUUUUAUUCUUCUCGCCACACAGGUAUGCAGCGGAGCUUAUUACGGGAAGCUUAUCGGCAAGCUGUCGGAACUUCAUCACGGCGUCAGCGGUGAAGUUUACGCCGUGGACGGGCGAACUCUGUUCGUCAAGGAUUUCACAUACGACGGGGAAGCGCCAACCGCUUAUUUCUAUGUCGGCAAUACCAAGACCCCUAAUGGUAAUGGAAUCAGGCUUCGUGACGAGCGUGGAUCGGCGGAAACGAUAAAGCGGUAUCGAAGGAAGAGCAUCACCCUGACGUUACCGGAAGGCAAGACCCUGAACAACAUCAAAUGGUUCGCCGUAUGGUGCGACGAAUACGCUGUGAAUUUCGGAGACGUCAGAAUACCACGAGGAUUCGAUUACCCUAAACCUCAGAAAUUGGCGGCAUUGAGCGGAGUGCACGGGGUCAGUUCGGAACCGAUCGUCGUAGUCGAUGCCCAAACCCUGUUGAUACCAAGUUUCAGCUACGAUGGCGAAGCACCUGACGCGAAAUUUUGGGUGGGAGCCGGUCCAACACCGUCGCCCCAAGGUAUUCGAGUGCCCGAUGAGAACGGCAAGGAGGUUCCUCUUCGUCGAUACGAUCGCAAGGCUAUCGUGCUGACGCUACCUGGCGAUCUAACGAUCCACCAGAUCGGCCAUUUUGGCGUCUGGUGCGAGGCGUUCACCGUCGACUUCGGCCACGUACAAAUUCCGCAGAAUCUUAACGUGCCACCGUCCCUUAAGAUGCUCGGAGUCUCGCCGCAGUCGAAACUGAACUGCGAAGUUCUGGAGGAGAAGCUGGCUUUCGAGGUGCGAUGGGCCGUGGCCGGAGACAGCAUAGUCGCCCAACUGGUCGGAAAGCUUGAGGACGGACAGUACAUGGCAUUCGGAUUGUCUGCGGAUCCUAACAGAAGCUUGAUGGUCGGAGGAGACGCGGUAGUCGCAUGGGUCGAUAAACAAACCCUUCAAGGAUACGCUGUCGAUUAUUUCUUGGACGCCAAGUCGCAAUGUUCCGGUGGACGGGGUAGUUGCCCUGACACGCGCAUACAAGAGAACACGAAUUCCAUUCGAUUGUUGAACGCUGCACUGGUGGACGGAUAUAGUAUUGUCACGUAUCAGAGAGCACUGAAGACGAACGACGAGCUGGACCAUCAAAUCCUGACAAACGGCUCGCAAGCGAUCAUCUGGGCCAUCGGUCCUCUCAACGAGAGGCUAGAGGUCAGCUUUCACACGGACUAUCUGAAAAGCGACCGUUUCAUCGACUUUGGUAGACCACCGGUCUGGAAUUGUCCCAUCCCGGAGCAUUCGCAAACGCUCGUGGACAACGAAGAUAAAGCCAGCGGAAAUCAGCCAGUGGCGAUUGUAACUACCAGAAGACCUCAACGAGCACCAGCAACUCCAGCGCCAGCGUCGAAAAACGAUGCCUGGGAAAUUCCACCUAUUCAAUGUUACGAACCUGAUGAUGGAGUGUUUUACGCUCAGAUGGGACCGACCGGAGGAAAACACGGCUAUCCUGCGAUAACCGGUCACGUCGGCUGGGGCAUCUCGUGGUACAUAAAUGGCCUACUAAUUCCUGUAAUCAACGUUGUACGAGGUACAAAAUAUACUUUCGUGGUGGAAGGUGGUGAGGAUCCUGACACACCCGCUCGUUACCAUCCCUUCUAUAUUACUGACGACCCUGUUGGUGGAUACCAACAUAAAACACCUGAAGAGAAAGCCAAGGUGAAAAUAUUCGCUGGUGCUCAACGUCAACGCGGCGUGUAUCGACCAACGGGUGUCGGUCGACUGUGCAAUUGGGUGCCGGAUCAAAAUCAACCCCCCGCCGAUGAUUUCUCUUCGUUUGGUGCUUACCAGCGCACGCUGACUCUGGUAUGCGAUCAUGGAGACCCAGGUAUCGUAGAAUGGACCCCUGACAAGAACACCCCCGACACCGUCUACUACCAGUGUUUCACGCACCGUUACCUGGGAUGGAAGAUCAACGUUCUCGACAGCUGCGACGCCGGCGAAACAGCUGCCAGCGAGAACCACGAGGUGUUCGUGCAGCCGGAACGUCAACGAACGAACGUGGAUCUCGAGAACAGCCCCAGCAUCCGUGUCCCGAGCAAGGUAACGCCAUCGGCGGAGUUUCUUCAGCAGCAUCUUCAUCAAGCUCACGAUAACCCACGACCAAUGAGCCACGGGACAAAAUACACUUAUCCGGCAGCCAGCAACCCGCAGAUCCAAUAUCCCAACAGACCGUUGUAUCAUCAUUACGCGACCAAUUACCACCACCUUUAUCACCAACCGCCCCACCAUCAUUACCAUCACUAUCAGCCAGAACAGAGGAAUCAACUGAUGAUGAUCAAGAGACCGAUGAUGACUCGUCGACCCAUGUUGCAGACCUCUCACACGAUGCCACAGCCAAGUCUUCCCUUACCCUCCAGACCGGUCUUCCUAGAACGAAAGAAGUCUGUCUAUGCCCCAGCUUCGCCCGUUUACAGAAGAAAUCAAGAGAAAGUAUCCGCGGUGAACGGUAAUGUUCAAAUAUCGAAGCUGAAGAAAGUCGACCCGAAACAGUGGAGCAAAGUUGAGGCUAAAGUUUCCGAUACGAACGCACCCAACCUCUUCUCUACUCCCAUGAAACCAGCCAGAAACACAGGCUUCGAUCCAGGCUCCAUAGUGAUCGAAAGUGGUUUCAAACCAAUCAUUAGAACCUUAGAGAAACCCACGGACGUUGCUGAGAAGAGAUCGUCCGAUAUAACGGAUGAAGAAGAUGCUCGAGGAACCACGAACCACAGACCUAACGACAAUUUCGGGCCAGUUUUUAUACCUUCACCCCCUGUCCCAACCGUGGACACGGUAAAAAGAUCGAAGAAGAAACCUCGUCUAGGCGAGGUCGAGGACAUGGAAAUGGCUGCCGACAGGAUGAACGCUUAUUACUUGCCUCCGGUUCCCAGCACGAUCACCAACGAAUCACCGUCUUCACCCUCGUCAGAGGUAUUGAUCACCUUCGACGGAAAGAGACUGAAGGACUCUGGCUUGGCCAGGUCGAUUUCCGGGAUCGAAGAGCAUUCGAAAAGCACGUUAUCCUCGGAUGUGCUUAGUAGAACACCGCAAUUUGGAAGAUUCAAGGGAGAACUACCACCUUUGAUCCCUGGAGAGGCUCGUUCUCAGCUCGAGAAACGUCGUCCAUCGUACAAGGACUCGUUGCUGGCCGAAACAACCCCGAUAAAGAACACGAAAUUGACGCUUGUCAUGAGAUCGAAAAGAUCUCCACACGAGGGACACGUGCAUUUAACGAACGCUUCUGAUACUGAUCAUCUCGAUCGCCAUAGUCACAACGAUCAUCACGAUCAUCAGAGUAACUCGAGUUCUCUGCUCGUCAGUACCGGUGAAACUAUCAUGGCUAAUUUAGGAUACAUCUUUCUAACUGUUGUCUUUUAUUAUAUCAUUUGAAAAUAUUGGCUGCCGAGUGUGUAGGAUUGUUAAGAAGAUUCAACGAUUUCGUAUUCAGAAUUAUUUCUAUUAGGGACUUCAGGGUGUGAGCAUUGUCUUGGAGAAUAUUCGUUUCGUUAGUAUUUUUGUUAACUUCAUCUAUUUUUUAUUUCCUCUAAUAGUAAUAAUUCUGACAUGCUGGGACCAUUAGGACCUCAAGAAUAUUUGUCAUUCAUCAGGGGCAGAGGUAAAGGAUGUUGGUCCUGGUUCUAACAAUGCAAGCCAUCUGCAAGGAAUAAUUUCUUCUUUUUUUAACCUGUUAACUAGAGAUCUUCUUUUAACACGUUGAUCGUCACGAUAGAAAUAGCCAUAUCGAAUACAGGAUACAAGGGUUAUUUGCCUUUUGCGCGUGUAACAAUAGUUUGUCUUAUAAAUGAUCCAUGAAUAAUAGGAUGUACUUUCUUUCUGAUGUAAGUGUAAUAACAUCGCCGAAGGCAAGAAUCUUUCAGGAUUUGCAUUAUUAGAUUCUAUAGGUCUUUCAGUGGAAUCCAGGUUAACAGGUUAAUCACGUUUGCCACGUUUCAGCGCGAAAUGUACGUGACUUUGUGGAUUAAUAGACAAUGUAAUCGACGCGAUAACACGGGAGAGGAAUAUAACUAACCACAAAAUACCGAUCCAUGGUUUACUUAUUUAUUCAGCUAUUUAUUCAUGAAUUAUUUUGUCCCUUUGUCGUACGAGAGAGAAGCUUCCAAGACGAGCAAUAGUAUUGGAAAAAAAGUUUGUGUCAUUUACGCUCAUCGGAUCUCCGACUCUAUAAGAGUACAAUAUACCUUCGUUACAUUUUUUUUUUUUUUUCCUAAGUAAGUUUUAAGUCUCGAGGUGCAUGAAAGAAGGAUCUUAUCAUUCUACGUGCUACGACAACUACGUUGUGCUCUAGACUAUAUAUACUUGUACAUAAGUUGAUUGUUAAUAAAUUGUGUAAUGGAUA